Molecule: messenger RNA, 1348 nt
Organism: Mercurialis annua (annual mercury)
Lineage: Eukaryota; Viridiplantae; Streptophyta; Magnoliopsida; Malpighiales; Euphorbiaceae
Product: probable pectinesterase 53
Exons: 4
Coding region: 155-1258 (367 amino acids)
Biological process (GO): cell wall modification
Molecular function (GO): pectinesterase activity
Source: RefSeq, a predicted model, not a curated record
ACAAUUGGUCUUACUCACAAAACAGACAAUACACAUAAUACCCAUUCUUCCUCAGAUUCCCUUACCCAUUCUCUCAACUCCUUAUAUUUCAAUUAACUUAUUCUUUUCAGUUUUCACCUUAUCUUUUUCUAUUUUCAAGUUCUUAGCAGAAAAAAUGCUGAAGAUAUUGUUUUUGAUGUUGUUGUUUGGAAAUGCAAAUUCUUGGUUUACAUCAAAUGGCUCUAAUAAUUCUUUUAACACCUUUAAGGUUGAUGAAGAACAGUAUUUGCAAUGGCUUAAAGCUAAAGAGUUAGGUUCUUUCAAGAAUGCCGUGUUUCAGAAAGCGAAAAAUAAGUUCAAGCCUUGUUUAACUCUCAGUGUUAACAAAUAUUCAAAGUCUGCAAGAGGUUUUGCUACUAUUACAAAAGCUAUCAAUUCUAUACCGGUUAUUAAUAAUUGCAGGGUGGUUAUUUCCAUCAGUGCAGGCACUUACAGGGAGAAGAUUGAGAUUCCUGGGAGCAUGUGGUACAUUACAAUGGAGGGAGCUGGUGCAGACAAGACCAUCAUCGAGUGGGACGACACGGCUGACAAGCCGGGACAGGGUGGACAUCGAUUGGGUACCUAUGGCUCUGCUACCUUUGCCGUCAAUUCUCCUUAUUUCAUUGCCAAGAACAUCACCUUCAAGAACAAGGCUCCAUCACCACCAGCAGGAGCUCUAGGUAAGCAAGCGGUUGCGCUCCGAAUAUCGGCUGAUGCAGCAGCAUUUAUAAGAUGCAAAUUUAUUGGAGCACAAGAUACUCUCUAUGAUCACAUUGGUAGACAUUAUUUCAAGCACUGUUACAUUGAAGGUUCGGUAGAUUUUAUAUUCGGAAACGGGCUCUCGCUCUACGAGGAUUGCCAUUUGCAUGCCAAAACAAAUAGCUUUGGAGCAUUGACUGCACAGAAAAGAGAAAGCAUGCUUGAAGAAACAGGCUUCUCUUUUGUCAAUUGCAAGGUCACAGGGUCAGGUGCCCUCUACUUGGGCAGAGCAUGGGGCACUUUUUCUAGGGUUGUCUUUGUUUAUACUUACAUGGACAAAAUCAUUACUCCUACAGGAUGGUAUGACUGGGGAGAUAAAAACAGAGAAAUGACUGUAUUUUACGGACAGUACCAAUGUUCAGGACCCGGAGCCCGCUUCGGAGGAAGAGUAUCAUGGUCAAGGGAACUCACCGAACAAGAAGUGAAACCAUUUAUCUCAAUUGAUUUUGUCGAUGGCUACGACUGGCUUCCAAGCUCAUGACUUAUUCAAUUGUAUUCAUAGAAGCAUCAAUGCAGAAAUAAGAUUAUCGUAAUUCGAUCAAAUGAAAUAAUUAUUCCUUUUCCACUUCAA